Messenger RNA from Drosophila willistoni, 11749 nucleotides. It is a transcript of the gene ds, whose product is annotated as protein dachsous. Gene Ontology annotation, biological process: homophilic cell-cell adhesion. NCBI's taxonomy places the organism in Eukaryota, Metazoa, Arthropoda, Insecta, Diptera, Drosophilidae. Gene Ontology annotation, cellular component: plasma membrane. The transcript is spliced from 11 exons. The record is from RefSeq and is a predicted model, not a curated record. Gene Ontology annotation, molecular function: calcium ion binding. Bases 450 to 11222 code for a protein of 3590 amino acids.
GUCGUCGAAACAUUGUGGUACUCGAUAAGCGCGGAUCGCAUGAAGAACGUGUUCGUAGAUCGCCCUCGUCUCGUUGCGUCGCCGACGCCGCCGGAAUCUGUUAACGAAAAAUCAAAGGAAUGAAAAUCCAAUAGAAUGAAAAUCUAAAUACAAGUGCUAUUGUGUGUCAUGUGAAAAGUGAAGACCAAAGAAGAAAAUUCAAGGAGGAAAAUUCAACAAUCCAACAAAUAUAAAAUAUAAAAAUCGUGUGUUUUCCUCGAGAGAUCGCUUACCGUCGAAAAUCGGUCACUUUUUUUUUUUGUCUUGAUUACUUCGAAAAAGAAUUAGCCAAGUGUUUCGCGAAUUUGAUCAAUGUAUUGCCGCAUUUAACAAAAUAUGAUGGUCAUGGAGGGGUGCCAAGACUCGUGUUCUUCUAAGUCAUCUCAGUUGGCGAUACAUUGAGUACCGCCAUGUUGUUGGGUCAACAACGAAACAACAACGAGAACAACCACAAACACUGCGACGGAAAACCGCCGACAGAAAUGAUGAUGACUACGAUGAUGACAUCGACAAGAAGUCGAAGGAAAAGUAGCUGUAAGCCGAAAGUAACGACUAAAGAUUACACAAUGUUCCACAGAUGCCGGAGUAGACACCGGGAUAUAAUGGGUCUAACCUUGCAACUAUUCGUGCUACUUUUGGCUGCAUCGACAACCGCAUUAGCAUCGUCCUCGCAGGACAAGGAGCGGGAACGUCGCUUGGAGGUGUUCGAAGGCGUUGCAGUGGAUCAUCAAAUUGGUUUUAUUGGUGAUUUCGAUGGCAUUGAUAGUGGGCCACCCUAUAUUAUAGUGGCCGAAGCGGGUGUUGAGACAGAUUUAGCCAUUGAUCGAACAACAGGUGAAAUUCGCACCAAAGUCAAAUUGGAUAGAGAGACCCGAUCUUCUUAUAGCCUAGUGGCCAUACCACUAAGUGGUCUCAAUGUGCGAGUAGUUGUCACAGUCAAGGAUGAGAACGAUAAUGCACCUACAUUUCCACAGUCCUCCAUGUACAUAGAGUUCCCAGAGAACACGCCACGGGAGGUGAAACGUACUUUAUUGCCGGCCAGGGACUUGGAUCUGGAACCGUAUAAUACGCAGCGGUAUAACAUUGUAUCGGGCAAUGUGAACGAUGCCUUUCGCCUGUCCUCGCAUAGGGAAAGGGAUGGUGUAUUGUAUUUGGACCUACAGAUCAGUGGUUUUCUAGAUCGGGAGACUACCCCUGCCUAUAGCCUGCUGAUCGAGGCCUUAGACGGAGGCACCCCGCCUCUGAGAGGACUGAUGACUGUGAACAUAACAAUACAGGAUGUCAAUGACAAUCAACCGAUAUUCAAUCAGAGUCGAUACUUUGCCACAGUGCCGGAGAACUCCACUGUGGGCACUAGUGUCCUGCAGGUCUAUGCCUCCGAUACGGAUGCCGACGAGAAUGGUCUGGUGGAAUAUGCCAUUAAUCGGCGUCAGAGUGAUAAGGAGCAAAUGUUCCGCAUUGAUUCACAGACGGGAGCCAUCUUCAUAAAUAAACCAUUGGAUUUUGAGACAAAAGAACUGCACGAACUGGUAGUAGUGGCUAAGGAUCAUGGUGAACAACCGCUAGAGACUACAGCCUUCGUUUCGAUUAGGGUAACCGAUGUGAAUGACAAUCAACCGACGAUUAAUGUGAUAUUCCUUAGUGAUGAUGCAUCGGCGAAAAUUUCCGAGUCCGCACAGCCAGGUGAAUUUGUCGCCCGCAUAUCUGUGCACGAUCCCGAUUCAAAGACGGAAUAUGCCAAUGUGAAUGUGUCGCUAAACGGCGGCGCCGGUCACUUUGCCUUGACCACUCGCGAUAAUAGUAUUUAUCUGGUCAUAGUGAACUUGCCAUUGGAUCGUGAGACCAUUUCGAAUUAUACCCUAAGCGUGGUAGCCACCGAUAAGGGCACACCUCCUUUGCAUGCCACUAAGUCGAUUUUCCUGCGGGUGACCGACAUAAAUGAUAAUGCUCCCGAGUUCGAGCAUUCGGUGUACCAUGCCAAUGUCAUGGAGGUUGCCGAUCCUGGCACUUCAGUGCUUCAAGUUGUCGCCCAUGAUCGUGAUGAGGGUAACAAUUCGGUUGUCACCUAUUUUCUAGCCGAGACACCAGAGACACAUGCCCAGUGGUUUCAGAUUGAUUCGCAGACAGGACUGAUCACCACACGAUCGCACAUCGAUUGUGAAACGGAGCCAGUGCCACAAUUAACAGUGAUUGCUCGCGAUGGAGGACAACCGGCAUUGUCGUCGUCAGCCACCGUUCUGGUGACCAUACACGAUGUUAACGAUAAUGAGCCGAUUUUCGAUCAGAGCUUCUAUAAUGUAACCAUAGCGGAAAAUGAACCCAUCGGCAGGUGUAUACUCAAGGUCUCAGCCAGCGAUCCGGAUUGCGGAGUCAAUGCCAUGGUCAACUAUACAUUGGGCGAAGGUUUCAAGCAUUUGACCGAAUUCGAAGUGCGUUCAGCUUCGGGAGAAAUUUGCAUCGCUGGUGAACUGGAUUAUGAACAACGCAGCAGCUAUGAGUUUCCAGUGUUGGCCACCGAUCGUGGUGGCUUAAGCACCACAGCCAUGAUCAAGAUGCAGUUGACAGACAUCAACGAUAAUCGUCCUGUAUUCUAUCCUAGGGAGUACAAUGUCUCCCUAAAGGAAUUCCAAUCCCAAUCAAGUCAAGGACAGACCAACUCGAAUGCUCCGAUCGUCGCAGUGGUGGCCACUGAUCCGGAUAGCGGUGACUUUGGCCAAGUUUCCUAUCGCAUUGUUAAUGGCAACGAAGCGGGUAUCUUUCGAAUUGAACGCUCUACGGGUGAGAUAUUUGUUGCCCGUCCGGAAAUGCUAUCGGUGAGGCAACAGCCCAAGCAUAUGCUGAAUAUAUCCGCCACGGAUGGCGGUGGGUUGCGUACCAGUUCCGAUGCAAUGGUCUUUCUUAGCAUCAUUGAUGCCCAGCAACGUCCACCUAUCUUUGAGAAGCAGCGCUACAACUAUCAGGUUAAAGAGGAUAAACCAAUGGGCACUGUUGUGGGAUCGGUUAUGGCCUCAAGCAGCGAUUCGGCUCAACGCGGCGGCAUCAGGUAUUCCAUUUACUCUGGCGAUCCGGAUGGUUAUUUCAGCAUUGAAUCUUCUUCGGGCAAUAUAAGAAUUGCCCAUCCAUUGGAUCAUGAGGCCAAAGCACAGGUAUUGCUUAACAUCCAGGCCACCAGUUCAGGUGAUCCUCCUGUCUACGGCCACACUCAGGUCAAAAUCGAAGUAGAGGAUGUGAAUGAUAAUGCUCCCGAAUUCGAGACGACAUCGGUGCGCAUUUCAGUCCCCGAGAAUGCUGAGCUGGGUACGCCCCUGUAUGCCGCUCAUGCUAAAGAUAAGGACUCUGGGAAAAGUGGUCAGGUCACCUACAGUUUGUCCAGUUUAAGUAAAAAGUCCUUGAAUCUCUUUGCCAUCGAUGGAAGUUCCGGGCAUUUGGUCCUAUCCCAGCACUUGGAUUACGAAGUGUCGCAGAGGCAUACGUUAAUUGUGACGGCCAGAGAUGCUGGAACACCUUCACUAUCAUCGAAUCUAACCAUUCUGGUGGACGUACAAGAUGUUAAUGAUAACCCGCCAUUAUUUGAACGAGAUGAAUAUGCGGUUAAUAUAUCCGAAGUUCGACCCGUCAAUACUCAGAUUAUUCAAGUGAACGCCACCGAUCGGGACACGGGUAACAAUGCCCGUCUGACCUAUCGCAUUGUGGAUGCCGGAGUGGAUAAUGUCAGUAUAUCCAAUUCCCAUGCCCUGUCGGAUAUAUCACAGCAUUUUGGCGUAUUUCCCAAUUCCGGUUGGCUUUAUUUGCGUUCACCCCUUGAUCGAGAGCAACGCGAUCGCUAUCAACUGACGGUGAUGGCUACGGAUAACGGGACACCAGCUGCCCAGGCGAAGACACGAAUAGUUAUACGUGUUCUAGAUGCAAACGAUAAUGAUCCAAAAUUUAAACGAUCAAACUAUGAGUUUCGCAUAGAGGAGAAUAUGCGACGUGGCUCAAAAGUGGGCAUUGUACAGGCCAGUGAUUUGGAUUUGGGAGAUAAUGCAGCUAUCAGAUACAGCCUAAUGCCCCAAAACUCGAGCUUCCAGAUUCAACCCAUUACAGGCGAGAUCACCACCAAGGAGCCUCUGGAUCGAGAGCAACGCGAACUUUAUGAUCUCUUGGUUGAGGCUCGUGAUCAGGGCUCACCGCAGCGAUCAGCACGCGUACCCGUUCGCAUCCAUGUCACGGAUGUUAAUGACAAUGCCCCGGAAAUAGCUGAUCCUCAGGAGGAUGUUGUAAGUGUGCGAGAGGAACAGCCUCCCGGCACCGAAGUGGUGCGCAUUCGCGCCAUUGAUCGAGACUCUGGCCAAAAUGCAUCUAUCACCUAUUCAAUUGUUAAGGGUCGUGACUCGGACGGGCAUGGCCUGUUUAGCAUUGAUCCCCAAACUGGUGUGAUACGCACUCGCACGGUGCUUGAUCAUGAGGAGCGCAGCAUCUAUCGUCUAGGAGUGGCGGCAACUGAUGGCGGUCAACCGCCGAAGGAGACACUGCGCAUGCUGAGAGUAGAAGUGCUGGAUCUCAACGACAAUCGACCAACAUUCACCAGCUCUAGCCUGGUCUUCAGGGUACGCGAAGAUGCCAGCGUGGGCCAUGUAGUGGGCUCGAUCAGUCCCAGCGAGACUAGCAAUAGUCUGGAUGCACCCGACGAUCAGCUUUGCGUUACCUACUCUCUCAAUCCUCUGACCAAAGAUCUAAUUGAGGGUGCCUUUGACAUUGACCGUCAAAUGGGAAAUUUGGUAGUGGCUCGCCAACUUGAUCGCGAAGUGCAAGCGGAAUUCCGGCUUGAGAUACGCGCACUGGACAUGACAUCGAAUAAUAACCCACAAAGUAGCUCAAUAACAGUUAAGAUCGAGGUGGCCGAUAUCAAUGAUAAUCCUCCACACUGGCCUCAAGAUCCUCUCGAACUCAAUGUUAGUGAGGCAACAUCUGUGGGCACGAUCAUCUAUAACUUCACGGCCACCGACGCGGAUGCCGGUCACAAUGCUGAACUGCAAUACCGUUUACUGAGCUACUCCCCCCAUCAUUACCCAAACGAGAGUGUAGGGGAGAUAUUCGCCAUGGAUUCUUUGACUGGAUCACUUAGCUUGCAAUCCCCAUUGGAUUUUGAGUCUAUCAAGGAGUAUUUGCUGGUGGUACAAGCCUUGGAUCAGUCAUCGAAUGUCACCGAACGUCUGCAAAGCUCUGUUACAAUGCGUUUAAGGGUUACUGAUGCCAAUGACAAUCCUCCACAAUUUAUGGCUCCCGGUCCCCUGGUCUACGUCAGCGAUGCCAUACGCAUCGGUGAGGUGGUCACACAUGUGGUGGCUAUGGACCCCGAUAAAGGAGCCAAUGGACAAAUUAGUUAUUCAAUCCUUAGUGGCAAUGGAGAAGGACGAUUUCGCAUCAACUCGGAGACGGGCGAAAUAGAGUUGGUGAAAUCGCUCCCAGUGUCUGCUGGUGUCGAUGAUUUGGAUAAAAAUGGUCGUUUCAAUCUACUGAUUAGGGCGGCUGAUCAUGGUCAACCACAAUCAUUGGAAUCCACGCUUAAAUUACAAAUAGUAGUCAAAGGGAGCCACAGUCAUCCGCCUCGUUUCUUGUCGGCGCUGUACCGAGCAACGAUAUUGGAAAAUGCCCCCAGUGGGAGUUUCGUUCUACAAGUGACAGCUAAGCCAACCCAUGGAAGCGACAAUGCUAAUCUAACUUAUGAGAUACCAGUAGGUGUGGCCAAUGAUCUCUUUCAUGUGGAUUGGCAACGCGGAAUCAUCACCACCCGUGGACAAUUCGAUCGCGAACUGCAAUCAGAGUAUCGAUUACCGAUCUACGUAACAGAUGCAAAUCGACUAACCGCUUUAGCUAGUUCAUCAAUCCGGAAACAGCGCUCCUCUACUGAAACAUCAACCACAUCAAAUGGUCAACACUUUGAUGUGGCCACAGUUGUUAUUACAAUCGGUGAUGUCAAUGACCAUGCUCCGGAAUUUCGGCCAGGCUCUUGCUAUGGACUUUCAGUACCAGAGAAUAGUGAGACCAGCGUAAUACACACAGUGGUGGCCACUGAUUUGGAUGAAGGCGUCAAUGCAGAUAUACUUUAUAGCAUUAUAGGUGGUAAUCUGGGAAACAAAUUCUCUAUAGAUGCACGUACGGGGGAAUUAAGCGCUCGUUCCUUGGAUCGAGAGCAACAUUCCCGGUAUACGUUACAAGUGCAGGCCUCCGAUCGAGGUAAACCGAAUAGUUUGCAGGGUCAGUGUAAUAUCACCAUUUUGGUUGAGGAUCAAAAUGAUAAUGCACCUCGCUUUGAGCUACCCAAAUACAUUGCGAACAUCGCAGAGGAUGCUGCAAUCGGCUCCAGUGUUGUGCGAAUUAAGGCCAACGAUGCAGAUCUGGGCAUCAAUGCCAGAUUGGUCUAUGCCUUGGCCAAUGAAACGCAAUGGCAAUUCGCCAUCGACAGCAAAAGUGGACUCAUCACGACUGUUGGAAAACUGGAUCGCGAAUUACAGUCGAGCUAUAGUUUUAUGGCCUUGGCCACCGAUGGUGGACGCUACGAGGUGCGUUCCGCCCGUGUUCCGGUUCAGAUCAACGUCCUGGAUGUCAACGACAACAAGCCCGUUUUUGAGCGUUAUCCAUAUAUGGCUCAAGUGCCAUCUUUGAUACAGCCCGGGCAAACGUUGGUUAAGGUACAGGCCCACGAUCUUGAUGAGAAUUUGAACGGCGAAAUCACAUACAGUCUCAAGUCGGGUAGUAGUAGCCUCAAGGGUAAUCAGCUUGGAAAAUUCCGUAUUAAUCCACACACGGGAGCAUUGAGCGCCACUCAAAGUCUGGCCAGUGAGGCUGGACACCUGAUUCAACUGGAAAUAAUGGCUCGCGAUAAGGGUAAUCCGUCAAAGUUUUCAGAGGGAUUGAUUGAGCUAAUGGUGGGUGAUCAACCCGUUGACCAGCCUAUUCUGCGGUUUCAAAACGACACAUAUAGAAUCAAGUUGAAGGAGAAUGCACCUGCAGGCACUCGACUCUUACAGUUUGUGGCUCUGCGCAGCGAUGGACGACGACAAAAGGUAAAUUUCUCAUUUGGUGCGGGCAAUGAUGAUGGAAUUUUCUCGCUGGAUGCCACAACAGGAGAGUUACGGGUGGCUAACCCUUCACUUUUGGACUAUGAUGGCUUUUCCAUUUCUUCAACGAAUGCAGCUGGUAACCGUGGACGUUCAAUGCAAUAUGAAGAGAUUAAUGAAUCAACGGAGGAAGUCGAUCCAGAAGAGGCAGAGGAUGAAGCAAGAAGACUUACGACACGCAGUCAGCGUGCCUUGUCAUUUACUCUAACCAAUUCACAACCCCAUGAGCUUCGACUUGUUGUAGUGGCGCGCAGUGCCAGUCCGGAUUCGGGACCCUUUCUCACCAGUUAUGCGGAAUUAAUUGUCGAGCUGGAAGAUGAAAAUGAUAAUAGUCCACAAUUUUCGCAGCAUCAAUUCGUGGCCACUGUUUGGGAGGGUAACAGCAAGGGCACUUAUGUGGCUCAAGUACAGGCCUUUGAUGCUGAUGCGGGGGCCAAUGCCCGCCUCCGUUAUCACAUUGUCGAUGGGAAUCAUGAUAACGCUUUCGUCAUUGAACCUGCAUUCAGCGGCAUUGUGAAAACCAAUAUUGUCCUAGAUAGGGAGAUACGAGAUGUAUAUCAAUUGAAGAUCAUUGCCACCGAUGAGGGAGUACCUCAGAUGACAGGGACUGCAACAAUACGGGUACAGAUUGUCGAUGUGAAUGACAAUCAGCCGACAUUUCCUCCAAAUAAUUUGGUCAGCGUCAGCGAAGCCACUGAGUUGGGCUCGGUGAUUACUUCCAUUUCGGCUAACGAUGUGGAUACUCACCCCACAUUAACUUAUCGCUUGGGCAGCGAUUCCAGUGUAGCCAGAGAGAAUCAAGGGAUAUUUGCUCUGGAUCGCUAUAGCGGUAAAUUGGUACUUAAACGACGUCUAGACUAUGAAUCCCAACAAGAGUAUCAAUUGGAAAUCAUAGCGUCUGAUGCAGCGCACGAGGCUCGCACCAUGUUAACCCUACGAGUUGGUAAUGAAAACGAUAAUGCACCCGUAUUUCUGGCUCAACAGCCUCCUGCGUAUUUCGCCCAACUGCCUUUGGUGGAGGAUGAGGAUGAUAAUAACUUAAGAAUGGAUGUGGAAUUGGUUACAGUGAAUGCCACUGAUGCUGAUGGUGAUGAUAUAUCGCAAAUAAGCUAUAGUAUACAUCCGACCGUGAUUGGUUUCAAUGUGAAUCCUUCAAGUGGAGUGGUCUCGGUUAACAUGUCUCGAUUGACUUCGGAAUCACUAUCACCUCCAUCUCCAAACGGUGACUACUUUAUCCGAGUUGUGGCCCAAGAUAGCGGUAAGCCGAAACAAAGUUCAUCUACACUAGUCCGAGUUCAAGCUAAUCGGGAUACUGGCGCAAGAAGAUCUCUGUUUUUGCAAACCCAAUACCGUGCUCAGAUAAGUGAGGCCGCUCCUUUGGGUUCAAUUGUCCUGCAGUUGACCCAAGAGGAAGCCAUGUCGAAUGAUCGCAGCAUAAUGAUUGAUCCUUUGGGCAAUGAGGAGGCGGCCUUUGAGUUGAUCCAGUCAAAGACCAUAGUUUUGGUGAAACCUUUAGAUCGAGAGAGAAACAACCUCUACAAGCUUCGACUGUCAAUGGGUUAUGCCCACUCACAUUUGAAUUCAAGCAUUAGUGUGAUAAUCAGUGUUGUGGAUUUCAAUGAUAACGCUCCCAUUUUCGAUCCCAGUGCCAAAUACGAGGCCGAGAUUAGCGAAUUAGCUCCAUUGAGGUAUUCCAUUGCCCAAAUAAUGGCGUUUGACGCUGAUGAGGAAAAUACACCCAACUCUGAGGUUGUCUAUGAUAUAACAUCGGGCAAUGAUGAGCAUAUGUUUACCAUUGAUCUGGUAACUGGGGUGCUAUUUGUUAAUAAUCGCUUGGACUUCGACAGUGGAGCCCGUAGCUAUGAGCUGAUUAUUAGAGCCUGUGACAGCAGUCAACAACCUAGACCACUGUGUAGUCUGCAACCCUUCCAUCUCGACUUGUACGAUGAGAACGACAAUGAACCACGCUUUCCUCUAACGGAAUAUAUACAUUUUCUUGCCGAAAAUGAACCAAUGGGCACUUCCAUUUUCCGAGCACAGGCUACUGAUUUGGAUCGUGGUCCUUUCGGACAGCUUAACUAUAGCCUAGCUGCCUCACCGUCCAAUGCAGAUGGCGAUGAUGAAUGGCGUCUUUUCCACAUAGAUCCCCAAUCCGGUGUAGUCACUUCAUCAGGCGUUUUCGACUAUGAACAGCGUCAGCGUUACGACUUGGAACUGCGAGCCACCGAUAUGGGUGGCAAGACUGCUAGAGUAGCUCUUCGUGUGGAGAUCGAGUCGCGCGAUGAAUUCCAGCCACAGUUCACGGAACGAACAUAUCGUUUCGUUUUACCAGCAGCUGUUGCCUUGCCUGCUGGGUUUGUUGUCGGUCAAGUGCAGGCCUCGGAUUCGGAUAGCGGACCUGAUGGCCGUGUUGUCUACCAAUUAAGUGCGCCGCAUCAACAUUUCAAGGUGAACCGCAGCAGCGGAGCGGUGUUGGUCAAAAGAAAACUCAAACUGGAAGACGCCGAAGUUGGCGGCGGUGAUAUCAGUUUGGUGAUCUCCGCCUCAUCUGGUCGGCCCAAUUCACUGUCCAGCAUGGCUGUUGUGGAAAUUACUCUCGACCCGUUGGCUCAUCCUAGCACGAAUCUGGCCAGCAGCAUAGGAGGGGGCGUUGGCGGAGGAGGCUUUGGUGACUGGACGAUUGGACUAUUGAUAGCCUUUCUCCUUGUUCUCUGCGCUGCUGCCGGCAUUUUCCUCUUUGUUCACAUGCGUAGUAAUCGGGGGAGAGCCCGCAAUGUUAUCAAGCCACAUCUCAGUAGUCAAACAGUGGGUGGUUCAAAUAGCUAUGUGGAUCCCAGUGCCUUUGAUACCAUACCAAUUCGAGGAGGUGGAAAUGUAGCAGGAGGUACAACAGGUGCGGCGGGCGCUGCCUCAGGACAGUUUGCACCUCCAAAAUAUGAUGAGAUACCACCCUUUGGCCCACAUGGAGGAAGUUCCGGGGCGGCCACUACAUCUGAGCUGUCUGGCUCAGAGCAGUCAGGUUCUAGUGGGCGAGGUUCCGCAGAGGAUGACGGCGAAGAUGAGGAGAUACGCAUGAUCAAUGAGGGACCCCUCAAUCAUCGUUCUAAUGGUGGAGUAAGUGAUGACGACAUCUCCGUUCAGAAUACCCAAGAGUAUCUGGCCCGUUUGGGGAUUGUUGAUCAUGAUCCGAGUGGCGCUAGUAACGGCGCCGGGGGGUCAACAAUCAACGGUUCUAUGCCCCUUCAUAUGUUUGUCGACGAAGAUGCAGCCACCACUCGCUCGGAUAUCACCAAUCUCAUCUAUGCAAAGCUCAACGAUGUGGGAUCGGGCGGGGCGACUGGAGCUGGUGGUUCUGAGCUAGACAGCAGUGCGGCAGAUGAUGCAGCCACAACGGCGGGUAGCAUUGGUACACACCAUGGGCAUGGUUAUAGCGAGAUGCCCGUACCCCUAUCAGUCCCAGUUGUCGUAGGUGGCGGCGGCGGAGGUGGCGGUUCUCUAAGCUCCAUCGUCCACAGCGAAGAAGAACUGACGGGCAGUUACAAUUGGGACUAUCUCUUGGACUGGGGGCCGCAAUAUCAGCCCUUGGCUCAUGUUUUCUCUGAAAUAGCAAGACUGAAAGAUGACUCGAGCAGCAUGUCGGAGCACAGCGGACUCAGUGGUAAAAGUGGAAAACAAUCUUUAAGCAGUGUGGUCCACAAGCCCAACAAUCCUCCACCUGCAACUGCACCAUCAGCGCCUCCAUUAUCAACUGGUAACAGCAUUCCACCACCACUUCUCACGAAUGUGGCCCCGCGAGCAAUAAAUCAUCUGCCGGGGGGCCUGAGAGGAGGACUACCGCCCCCACCCCAUCAUAUGAACGGCAGCAUGUCUGGUGGGUUCCCACGCUCACCGAUUGGUCAUGAGGCAAGUGGCAGCUGUUUUAGCACCUCCUCGGCCAUGUCGCCUUCAUUUUCGCCCUCCCUUUCGCCAUUGGCCACCCGCUCACCUUCCAUUUCACCCUUGGGCAUGCCACCACCCCGACAUGGCCACCACGGCCAGCCUCAGCCCAGUCAACGAUCGAAUCCAGGGACAAGAAUGUGAGGAGAUGUGCCCAAAAUUAACGGUAAUUGAUCGAUAAGCUUAUAGUAUUACUUGCACCCUCUCACACAAUGCACCGCACACAUCACAUCACCCCACAAACACACACACACACACACACAUACACAUAUAUAGUUGUAUAUACUUAAUACAAAGCCAACAAAGACUCUCUGAUAAAAAAAUAACAAAGAAUCGAAACGCAAAAUAAAACACAAUUUGCUUCUAUUCAAAAGGAGACAAAACCAAGCCAAGCCAGCCAUAAGUUAUAAGCAUUUAGACCCCUAGUUCGUAUGUAGAUAGCUAGUUAGUUAAGCAAUUAACUAUAUAGAUGUAGAUAGGCAUAUACAUAUGUAUGUAGAUAGGUAGAAAUAUAAUCCCCCACUUCCACACAAAUCGUGCUAAUUUCAAAGGCACUACAUACCCGCAUUUGAUUCAGAAAUGUAAAAAGUUGUAUUUUUAUUCAUUCCACAAUCAUCUGGGAACGAGUCCCUGUAACAAUAAAAACAAAAGAAAACAUCAUUAAUAUUUUA